AAGUUUGACGCUAUAUUAGCAUUUUUUUAAUUUUUAAUAAAAUUGGUUGUUUUUAUUUUUAUGAUGUUUCUACCAAUAUUACUAAUAUUGGCAAUUGCAGUGGUUAACUGUGCCAUUAGACCACAUUUAAAAGAUAGUCGGAUAGUCGGAGGCUACGAAACAAGAAUCGAAGACCAUCCUCAUCAAGUAUCAAUCAUGCGUUAUGGAUGGCAUUCGUGUGGUGGUUCCAUAAUAGGUGAAGAAUGGAUCUUAACAGCAGCUCAUUGCACUGCGUCAGUAAAUCCAGGAGUCCUCUCAAUCAGAGUCGGGAGCUCGUUCCGUGAUCGAAAUGGUACUGUAAUCGAUGUCGCAGAAAUAUUUGUUCAUCCAAAAUAUAAUGCAGAACAUAUCGAUUAUGACUAUUCGUUACUUCGAAUGGCAAAACCCAUUAGACAGUCUAUAUCUACUAGAGCUAUUAUGCUGCCACAACAAGGAGAAAACUUCAAAGAAGGAUUGCUGACCACCAUAACUGGCUGGGGCACACUUUCAAAUAUAGAAAUCACUUAA
Messenger RNA from Ctenocephalides felis (cat flea), 546 nucleotides. RefSeq names its product trypsin-1-like. The coding region runs from base 61 to 546 and encodes 161 amino acids. The transcript is spliced from 4 exons. NCBI's taxonomy places the organism in Eukaryota, Metazoa, Arthropoda, Insecta, Siphonaptera, Pulicidae. Gene Ontology annotation, biological process: proteolysis. Gene Ontology annotation, molecular function: serine-type endopeptidase activity. The record is from RefSeq and is a predicted model, not a curated record.